GUAGAAGGUCGCCUGCAGGGGCGCACCAAGCUCGAGCGCGAGGAUCUCGAUGCCAUCGAGCGCUCUGUGGCAAAAGCAAGGAGGCAGCGGCGUGGAGGGAAGGAGCUGAAAGGUUUGAGCAGGUAUGGCCUCUUCUCCUUGAGGUUUCUGGCCUGUUGGCACGCACUAAUCGCAUGCGUCCAGGCGAAGAACGCCACAUGUCCAGCACAAACUUCAGGUUCAUUAAUGCUACAAGCUCGGCAAAGCACCAUGAAGUCGCAGUCGCAGCGCGCAGCCGCGGACGGCUUCAUGACAAUGUGGAGCGACAGUACCACCACGAUUGUUGGAGGCUCGUGCGAAUAUGCCAAUGCCGCGAACGGUGGGCUUGGCUCGCCAGCUGCAUCGAGCCCUUACAUAGCCUCUGAAGGCUACUGCGCAGUGGAUAGCACGCUGUACUCCUCGGGAGGGGCCUGUGGCUCGUGUUGGCGUGUUUCCUACGACGGGAGUCCUGCUACCGAUCCGGGUGUGCCUGGUAGCCUGGUGGUCCAGGUCGUCGACUCUGGGAGUGCGAAGGCCUUUGACUGCCACUUGACGGCCUUUCAAAGAAUCACAGGGGCUUCCACUGGGGUUUUUCCAAUCACCUACGAGCCGGUCGACUGCGACGUCGGAGGCGCGGGGCCUGUGGCGACGGUGCUCGACGGUGACAAUGCCUGGUACACGAAAGUGAUCUUCUCGAAUCUGGUUUCUGCAGUUAUGAAGGCUGAUCUGUUCUUGGGGGAAAGUGCCUUCACAAUGAGCAGGGUAAGUGGCGCCACCUGGUCGGCCAGCACUGCCGGGAAGAGAGAUGCUGCUUCCUUUUCCGUGACCUUGGACACAGGAGACAUCAUCGCUUUCCGUUGCUUUGAUUCCUGGCCAGUUCCGACGGGAAGCUCUUGCACAGGCCCUCCUUCCAUAUCAACAUCAGAAACCACACAGAGUUCCACUACCACCACGAGCACCACAACAGAGAAGCCAAGCACCACAACUAGAACACAAGCUUCAACCACAACCACAACCACAACCUCACUGCCAGCUUCCAAAGUUUGGAGCCCGGUAGAUGGUGGAGAAGGCCGUGCAUGCCGGGGAAGUUGGCCUGGAGAUAACUCUCCAAGCUACUAUACCGUCACCAUGGCCCAAACCUUGGAGGCUUGUCAGAGGGCUUGCGAGCUCAGGGCGGAGUGCGUAGGCGUGGAGUUUUCCGGAAGCCGCUGCGAGAUCUGGACUCGCAGCCAGGGAAUACAGAGCAGCAAAGCCCUGCCGAACUUUUGGUGUCUCGCCUAUUCUUUGCCUACAACGGGCCGCUUCGUGCCGGUGGACGGUGGAAGUGAUCGUGCCUGUCGGGGUGCCACGCCGGCGGACAAUUCUGCUGCGUACUACCGGGUCGUCGGAAGCAGCUUGGUUUGA
This is a messenger RNA of Symbiodinium necroappetens, 1422 nucleotides long. Lineage: Eukaryota; Dinophyceae; Suessiales; Symbiodiniaceae. The record is from the annotation of a GenBank genome assembly.